AACGGAAAAACCUUCAGACAGCAGGACACCUGAAGGAGGAGGAGGAAGGCAUCUCCCUCUGUUUAACUCUUCUUUUCUGAACUUAUACAACUCAAACGGGGACAAAAAGCUAGCCGACGACACGCUUGUUAAAUGUUACAACCCGCGCUUUACUUUGCAAACUUCUGACACCAGAACUGAGGCCGUUUUUGUUAGUUUUAAGCUAAUUUUUCGCGGUUUUCCAAAGGAACGUCUGUCCAACGCGUCCUCAGCGUCAACAACGGGAUGAGACCCAAGAAGAAGAACCCUGCCUGUGGUGUGAUAAUCUUCCACACACCUUUACCUGUCAGCCUGUUGAAAUCAGAGGAGGACAUGGCGGGUUCGAGGGACGCCACAGAGAGCAGAAUGACCCGGUCUCAGCCGAGUGCGAGGAAGAGGAGCACCUCUAAAUGUGUAAGAGCAGAGAAAAGAGAAGAGGCCUCGCCAUCUGGGUCACAGCCCAGCAGCAGACAGGACUGGCUCUCUCACACCUCCCUCAGACAGCUGCAGGCAAAGGUGGAGGCUGAAAAUCAACAGGUGAAACAAAUAAUCCAACCUUUACUGGAUACAGAAAAUGGUUUAGUGAAGGAGUUGGAGAGGUUUCUGAGCCAACGGGAUGUGGCAGAGCUGAGGCGGCGGGAGCUGCAGCACAAGCGCUGGACUGAGCGUGUAUGGAUUCCCAUCCAGCGGAGGGUGGAGGAACACGUGUCCAGCUGUAGCCCGGUGGAGCUGAAAAGACGCCAGAGCUUAUACAGUCACUACAUCCAUCACUGCAACGCCAAGGGGUUUGUGUUUCUAGACACAUAUGAUCUAAGAGAAUACAACCCUUUCCUUCUCAACAUCAAAACGCCACACUACCUCAAGCUCAGUACAGCGGACUUCAAAGACCCAUUUUACCUUCAGUUACAUGAAAGCCAGAAGGCAAAGGGAAGAGCCUGUUCUUGUGAAGCAGGAUGUAAAUACAAGCCACCUCAGAAUAAUUGUCCUCUGAGUGAGUCUGCGGCGUCUCAGGCAGACAGUCUCCGACAGGCCUCGUCUAAUUAUGCAGCCUCAUCAUCUCCAGCAAAGGAUGAGACUGGAGGAUGGAAGUCCAGCAGGCUCGACACCAUUCCGUACCACAUCAGAGCAACCACUGCACCAGAUGGAAGGUGCCGUCAGAACAGCUGCUUCUUCUCCAGAUGUGCGAGUCAACAGCAGCCAGCCAGUUUACAUCAGUCCUCGUCUACAUCCAAAUAAAAUCCAGGUUUACCACGAA
Acanthopagrus latus (yellowfin seabream) is the source of this 1273-nucleotide messenger RNA. RefSeq names its product family with sequence similarity 228 member A (gene fam228a). The transcript is spliced from 9 exons. The record is from RefSeq and is a predicted model, not a curated record. NCBI's taxonomy places the organism in Eukaryota, Metazoa, Chordata, Actinopteri, Spariformes, Sparidae. Bases 265 to 1254 code for a protein of 329 amino acids.